This is a messenger RNA of Paramuricea clavata, 589 nucleotides long. NCBI's taxonomy places the organism in Eukaryota, Metazoa, Cnidaria, Anthozoa, Malacalcyonacea, Plexauridae. The record is from the annotation of a GenBank genome assembly.
AUGUUUGAUGACAGUGGCCCUUCUACGAGCUGUGUUGGAAGCGAAGCAGCGUUUUCCCCGCGUCAAAAUGUUGUCAAAAGUUACGGAAUUUCGAUUGACUCGAGUAAAAUUCACGAAGUCGCUUUCGAAGAGCAACCCGAGACCUUGCGAGCCUUAGGAGUGAAUGUUUUUGACCAAGAUGUGUUCGAGGAAGGGGUUUUACAGCAAGUUGAUCAAGCUAUUGCUGAACAGGAGGAAUUUCUGGAGAGAGAAAGGUUGAGUAAGGAAUUGAAGUCAGUUGAAGACGAAUUGAGGUUAGUAAGAGAUUCAAUUGCAUGAAAAAUGUAAACAAAACUUCAACUCGCUUGAAAUGUCAAAGUUAUGCAUAUAUUUGUCAAGUAGCUUAUCUCUCUCUCUCAUUGCUUGUUAUUAUUGUCGCUACCUACACUGGCACCACGACCAUUCGAUAGUAUAUUUUUAUUGUGAUAUUAAUUGUGUUGGUCAUAGUGGUGGUGGUGGUAGCAACGGUGGUUAUGAUGGUGGUAUGAUUGAUGGUGAUGAUGAUGGACUGAUGGUGGUACAAUUGAUGAUGGUGGUGAUGAUGGUAUGA